Messenger RNA from Bactrocera tryoni, 886 nucleotides. RefSeq lists its product as uncharacterized. The record is from RefSeq and is a predicted model, not a curated record. Bases 69 to 812 code for a protein of 247 amino acids. Lineage: Eukaryota; Metazoa; Arthropoda; Insecta; Diptera; Tephritidae. The transcript is spliced from 3 exons.
UCCAAAGCGUAAACAUUCAGUUCGCGGGUUCUUUUGUUUCUUCAAUAGGUUGCGUGAACUUCACGCUGAUGUCUUUCUACAAACAGAGGUUUCUCCAUAGCUUCGCGCUCGUUAGCUUUGCAUGCAUUUAUAACGGUUUGGUGUCUGGACAUGGCAUGAUGUUGGAUCCGCCGGGUCGUUCUUCCCGCUGGCGCUACAAUUCUUCAGCGCCCACCAACUAUGAUGAUAAUGGAUUGAAUUGCGGUGGUAUGACGGUGCAAUGGGAAGAAAACGAUGGUAAAUGUGGACUUUGCGGUGAUAAUUAUGCAAUGUCCAUGCCGCGAGCAAACGAAAUCGGCGGUCAUUAUGGUGGUUCGGGUGUGAUAACCAAAGAAUAUCGUGACUCCUAUACAGCUAGUGUGGGUGUGCGCAUCACCACUAAUCACUUGGGCUACUUCCAUUUUGAUCUUUGCAAUCUGAGUGAAUUUGGUGACGAGUCCGAAAACUGUUUCGCAAAGUAUUCACUACGUUUUGUAGAUGGCUCUAAUCGUCUUUAUAUUGGUAGCACAGGAGGCUUGAUUGUUGCAGACCUCGUUUGGCCCGAACAAUUGAAUUGCGAGCAUUGUGUGCUGCGUUGGACUUAUACCGGUGGCAAUAACUGGGGUCCUUGUGGAAAUGGUACAGGCGCUUUGGGUUGUGGACCGCAGGAAACCUUUGUUAAUUGCGCAGAUAUUAGUAUUGCUUUCCCAACUACAGACCCUCCAAAUGUCUACCGUACGGAUGUGCAUACAGUGGAGGGCAAUGUCAACGAUGAGGUACCUGAUUAUGGCUAAAUAAAUGGAAAUCAGGACUAAGUACUCGUAUGUCCUGCCAAAAGUUCUGUUACAAGUUCAGAUCGUUACAAAAA